Serendipita indica DSM 11827 is the source of this 1947-nucleotide messenger RNA. The record is from the annotation of a GenBank genome assembly. Lineage: Eukaryota; Fungi; Basidiomycota; Agaricomycetes; Sebacinales; Serendipitaceae.
AUGGCCUCUGAACCCGCCCCAGCUGCGUCGUCGAGAGCGUCUGUGAGCAGGACGCACACCAGCGACUAUCUUCCAGACGAAAUGGAUCUCGGAAACGCAAAGCAUCUCAUCGUCGUCUCCAAUCGACUCCCCGUCACCAUCUCAAAGGAUGCAAAGGGCGAAUACCACUUUAAAAUGUCCUCGGGUGGUCUUGUAUCUGCCCUCUCUGGCCUCAAGAGAUCCAUUCAGUUCACCUGGAUUGGCUGGACGGGCUUUUUCAUCCCCCACAAGGACCGCCCCAUCGUCGACAAGCGACUGAUGGAAGAGUACUCGUGCUUGGCCGUCUAUCUCGACGACGACGUCGCAGACAAGCACUACAACGGCUUUUCCAAUUCCAUCCUCUGGCCCCUUUUCCACUAUCACCCCGGAGAAAUGAACUUUGACGAGAGCCACUGGCUCGCUUACCGUCAGGCAAACCUGACAUUUGCAGAGGCCGUCAUGAGUCAAGUUCGCAAGGGAAGCAUGGUUUGGGUACAAGAUUACCACUUGAUGCUCCUCCCUCUCUUCCUCCGCGCCAUGGUCGAUGGUCCAGAGAGCCUCGGCGAAGCUACGGCAAGCGAGGUCGAGCGCCUUCAACGAGGACUCGUUCGUGGAACCGACGUGCCAGAAAAGGAGCAUUGUCAGGAAAUCAAGAUUGGCUUUUUCCUCCACACUCCUUUCCCCAGUAGCGAAAUCUACCGCAUUCUCCCUGUUCGACGUGAGAUCCUUCUCGGAACAAUCCAGUGCGACCUCGUCGGAUUCCACACCUAUGACUAUGCGCGCCACUUCCUCUCUUCGUGCACGCGCAUCUUGUCACUGCCUACAAUGCCAAACGGCGUCCAACUCCCUACGGGUGCAUACUGCCAAGUCGGCACAUUCCCGAUCGGCAUCGACCCCGAAAGCUUUGUCAAGGGUCCCGAAACUCCCGCCGUGUCCAAACGCAUCAAAGAACUCGAACAACGCUUCCAAGGUGUCAAACUCAUCGUCGGUGUCGAUCGUCUUGAUUAUAUCAAGGGUGUCCCCCAAAAGAUGUCGGCCCUCGAACUCUUCCUCGAACAACACCCAGAGUGGGUUGGCAAAGUCGUCUUGAUCCAGCUCGCUGUACCGUCUCGAGGAGAUGUCGAAGAGUAUCAAAACUUGCGCGCGACGUCGUUGCCCUUUACCGAACUUUGCGCGCUCUAUGCCGUCAGUGACGUGUGCUUGGUGACUAGUACCCGUGAUGGUAUGAACUUGGUUUCGUACGAGUUUAUCGCGACGCAGCAAGAACGCCAGGGCGUAAUGAUCAUCUCCGAAUUCGCCGGUGCUGCUCAGAGCUUGAACGGGAGUAUCGUCGUCAACCCAUGGGACAGUCAACAGGUUGCAGAUGCCAUUUUCGAGGCAGUGACCAUGCCACAAGAGGUACGAGCGGAGAACCAUAGCAAGUUGUUCAAGUACGUCGAAAAGUAUUCGGCAAUGUACUGGGGCAACACGUUUGUGGGCGAACUCGGUCGACUAAAGGCUGGUGGAGCAAACGUGCCACAAAUCGCACUCAUACCCAACCCGAAUAUCGACUCGCGCAUCCUCGAAAACGACGGCGUCGAGCUCAAGCACGGGGCUGUCGGUGCAUCUAAAUCUUCUGCAAGUGUCAAGAAACCCGCGACUGGCUAUACUGGUGAUCAACGUCCCUAUGAUGUUCAACCUCUUCCGAAACCAUUCAACCUCCCCGAACGACCUCCUCCACCAAAGUCCACUACUCGUCAACAUCAACAGUCGCAGAAAGAUACAGAAAAGGUUCAAUCCAAGAAGGAUACACCUCCACCGCCAAAACGUCUCCUUCGACCCGGUCCAGCUCUUCUCACCUCGCUCUUCGUCGUCGGUCUCGUUGUCAGCUUCCAAUGGUCGGCACCUUAUAUUCACCAUCUCCUAGACCCCAUCCUUUCCAGAUUCUAA